Molecule: messenger RNA, 573 nt
Organism: Zygosaccharomyces rouxii
Lineage: Eukaryota; Fungi; Ascomycota; Saccharomycetes; Saccharomycetales; Saccharomycetaceae
Gene: RPL9B
Product: 60S ribosomal protein uL6
Exons: 1
Coding region: 1-573 (190 amino acids)
Biological process (GO): cytoplasmic translation
Cellular component (GO): ribosome; cytosolic large ribosomal subunit
Molecular function (GO): structural constituent of ribosome; rRNA binding
Source: RefSeq, a predicted model, not a curated record
AUGAAAUUCAUUCAAACUGAACAAUUUGUCCAAAUACCAGAAGGUGUCAGUGUCUACAUCAAGGCUAGAAGCAUUAAGGUUGUCGGCCCAAGAGGUACUCUUUUCAAGGAUUUGAAACAUAUCGAUGUUUCCUUCUCUAGAGUCAGUGCCAAGUUGGUUAAGAUCACCGUCCACAACGGUGACAGGAAGCACGUCGCUGCUUUGAGAACUGUCAAGUCUUUGGUCGACAACUUGAUCACUGGUGUUACCAAGGGUUACCGUUACAAGAUGAGAUAUGUGUAUGCGCAUUUUCCUAUCAAUGUUAACGUUGUCGAGAAGGACGGUAAGAAAUUGGUCGAAAUUAGAAACUACUUGGGUGACAAGCAAGUCAGACACGUCCCAGUUAGAGAAGGUGUUAAAAUCGAAUUUUCCAAGAAUCAAAAGGAUGAAUUGAUUUUGGAAGGUAACUCCAUCGAAAACGUCUCUCAAAACGCUGCUGACAUUCAACAAAUCUGUCGUGCUAGAAACAAGGAUAUCAGAAAGUUCUUGGAUGGUAUCUAUGUCUCUGAAAAGGGUGUCAUUGAAGACUACUAA